Molecule: messenger RNA, 1827 nt
Organism: Dipodomys spectabilis (banner-tailed kangaroo rat)
Lineage: Eukaryota; Metazoa; Chordata; Mammalia; Rodentia; Heteromyidae
Gene: Gad1
Product: glutamate decarboxylase 1
Exons: 16
Coding region: 43-1827 (594 amino acids)
Biological process (GO): GABA biosynthetic process
Cellular component (GO): presynaptic active zone; cytoplasm
Molecular function (GO): pyridoxal phosphate binding; glutamate decarboxylase activity
Source: RefSeq, a predicted model, not a curated record
CGGAGGACCCCUGACACUCGACACCCCAAGACGAUCGAGCUGAUGGCGUCCUCGACCCCUUCUUCGUCCGCAGCCUCCUCGAACGCAGGAGCAGAUCCCAAUACCACCAACCUGCGCCCCACAACCUAUGACACCUGGUGCGGAGUGGCCCACGGAUGCACCCGGAAGCUGGGGCUGAAGAUCUGUGGCUUCUUGCAGAGAACCAACAGCCUGGAAGAGAAGAGUCGCCUUGUGAGUGCCUUCAAAGAGAGGCAGUCCUCCAAGAACCUGCUUUCCUGUGAAAACAGUGACCGUGAUGCUCGCUUCCGGCGCACAGAGACCGACUUCUCCAACCUGUUUGCUCGAGACCUGCUUCCAGCUAAGAAUGGGGAAGAGCAGACUGUGCAGUUCCUACUGGAAGUGGUAGACAUACUCCUCAACUAUGUUCGCAAGACGUUCGAUCGUUCCACCAAGGUGCUGGACUUCCACCACCCACACCAGUUGCUGGAAGGCAUGGAGGGUUUUAACUUGGAACUCUCUGACCACCCGGAAUCCCUGGAGCAGAUCCUGGUUGACUGCAGAGACACCCUUAAGUAUGGGGUUCGCACAGGUCAUCCUCGAUUUUUCAACCAGCUCUCCACUGGAUUGGAUAUCAUUGGCUUAGCUGGUGAAUGGUUGACAUCAACUGCCAAUACCAAUAUGUUUACAUAUGAAAUUGCACCAGUGUUUGUCCUCAUGGAGCAAAUAACACUUAAGAAGAUGAGAGAGAUAAUUGGAUGGUCAAAUAAAGAUGGUGAUGGGAUAUUUUCUCCUGGGGGAGCCAUAUCCAACAUGUACAGCAUCAUGGCUGCUCGCUACAAGUACUUCCCGGAAGUUAAGACAAAGGGCAUGGCAGCUGUGCCCAAACUGGUUCUCUUCACCUCAGAACACAGUCACUAUUCCAUAAAGAAAGCUGGGGCUGCGCUUGGCUUUGGAACCGACAAUGUGAUUUUGAUAAAGUGCAAUGAAAGGGGGAAGAUAAUUCCAGCUGAUUUAGAGGCAAAAAUUCUUGAAGCCAAGCAAAAGGGAUAUGUUCCUUUAUAUGUCAAUGCAACAGCCGGCACCACUGUUUAUGGAGCCUUUGAUCCAAUUCAGGAGAUUGCCGAUAUCUGUGAGAAAUACAACCUUUGGCUGCAUGUUGAUGCUGCCUGGGGUGGUGGACUGCUCAUGUCCAGGAAGCACCGCCAUAAACUGAGCGGCAUAGAAAGGGCCAACUCAGUCACCUGGAACCCUCACAAGAUGAUGGGGGUUCUGCUACAGUGCUCUGCCAUUCUGGUCAAGGAAAAGGGGAUCCUGCAAGGAUGCAACCAGAUGUGUGCAGGGUACCUCUUCCAGCCAGACAAGCAGUACGACGUCUCCUAUGAUACUGGGGACAAGGCAAUUCAGUGUGGCCGCCAUGUGGACAUCUUCAAGUUCUGGCUCAUGUGGAAAGCAAAGGGCACUGUGGGAUUUGAAAAUCAGAUCAACAAAUGUCUAGAGCUGGCUGAAUAUCUCUAUGCCAAGAUUAAAAACAGAGAAGAAUUUGAGAUGGUUUUCGAUGGUGAGCCUGAACACACAAACGUCUGUUUCUGGUACAUUCCACAAAGCCUCAGAGGUGUUCCAGAUAGCCCUGAGCGACGGGAAAAACUACACAGGGUGGCUCCAAAGAUCAAAGCUCUGAUGAUGGAAUCAGGCACCACUAUGGUUGGCUACCAGCCUCAGGGAGACAAGGCCAACUUCUUUCGGAUGGUCAUCUCAAACCCAGCCGCCACUCAGUCUGACAUCGACUUCCUCAUUGAAGAGAUAGAAAGACUGGGCCAGGAUCUGUAA